This is a messenger RNA of Vigna umbellata (rice bean), 2664 nucleotides long. The record is from RefSeq and is a predicted model, not a curated record. NCBI's taxonomy places the organism in Eukaryota, Viridiplantae, Streptophyta, Magnoliopsida, Fabales, Fabaceae.
AUAAUACAAGAGAAAGAAAAAAAAAGGAGCGGCGAGAGUGAAGUUGGAGUAACUAACAAUGUACGGUGACGCCACCAACUGGGACGAAAAUGCAUACAGGGAAACGGUUCUCAAGGAGAGGGAAAUCCAAACGCGAACCGUUUUCCGAACCGCUUGGGCUCCACCCUACAAUCUCGACACUCUCCUUGUUGCCUCUAGCGACGGUUCCGUCGCAUCCUACUCCAUCUCUUCCUCCAUCGCCGCCUCUAAGCUAAAAAACCCUUUUGGUUUUGUUAAUGCGGAUACAGAUAAGUUGUCAGUUGAACCUAAUUGCUUCAUUCAAGCGCAUUAUGGACCUGCGUAUGAUGUCAAAUUUUAUGGUGACGGUGAAGAUGCUUUGUUGCUGAGCUGUGGUGAUGAUGGUCGGAUUCGAGGAUGGAAAUGGAAAGAAUUUUCAAGCGCUCAUUAUUCUGUUUCUUCACAAGGAAAUGAUACCAAGCCUGUACUUGAUGUGGUGAAUCCUCAACACAAAGGUCCUUGGGGCGCACUUUCACCUAUUCCUGAGAAUAAUGCUCUUGCUGUUAAUACUCAGGAGGGAUCAGUUUUUGCUGCAUCUGGUGAUUCUUGUGCAUAUUGUUGGGAUGUGGAAACUGGCAAAUUGAAAAUGGUAUUCAAGGGGCACAUGGAGUAUUUGCAUUGUAUAGUUGCACGCAACUCGUCCAAUCAGAUCAUAACAGGUUCGGAGGAUGGGACAACACGAAUUUGGGAUUGCAAAAGUGGAAAGUGUACCCAAGUAAUUGAUCCAGUAAAACAUUUGAAGUUGAAGGGAUCUGCUUCAUGGGUUGGCUGUGUUGCUUUAGAUGCAAGUGAGAGUUGGUUGGCUUGCAGUAGUGGACGAAAUAUAUCACUUUGGAACCUGCCUGCUUCCGAAUGCGUAUCAAAAAUUCCAACGCGUGCUACUGUACAGGACAUGUUAUUUGACAAUAAUCAAAUUUUGACAGUUGGUACAGAUCCUCUGCUCAAUCGCUUUGACAUGAAUGGCACGAUCCUUUCACAAAUACAGUGUGCUCCUUCGUUGACAUCCGUCUAUUCACAUAUUUUAUAUUUUAAUUUAUUGUUUUUAUUUAAAAAAAAUUUUUCUUUUUCUUUUUUUGUUUUUGCAGUCAUGGCUGGACUUGCGCCUGAGGGGUCACAGUUCGAUGCGAACAAAUUUGAUUCCAAAAUGAAUGACUUGCUAACUUCUGAUGGACAGGAUUUCUUCACAUCCUAUGAUGAGGUUUAUGAGAGUUUUGAUGCUAUGGGACUGCAGGAGAAUCUUCUGAGAGGCAUUUACGCAUAUGGUUUCGAAAAGCCAUCAGCCAUUCAGCAAAGGGGGAUAGUUCCCUUCUGCAAGGGACUUGAUGUUAUUCAACAGGCUCAGUCUGGAACUGGGAAGACAGCCACUUUCUGCUCCGGUAUUCUGGAGCAACUUGACUAUAGCUUGACGCAAUGCCAGGCCUUGGUUUUAGCACCAACUCGUGAGCUUGCUCAGCAGAUUGAAAAGGUUAUGCGGGCUCUUGGAGAUUAUCUUGGUGUUAAGGUUCAUGCUUGUGUGGGAGGUACCAGUGUCCGUGAAGAUCAACGCAUAUUAUCUAGCGGUGUUCAUGUCGUGGUUGGUACCCCUGGUCGUGUGUUUGAUAUGCUUCGUAGGCAAUCACUCCAACCAGAUCACAUCAAGAUGUUUGUAUUGGAUGAGGCUGAUGAGAUGCUUUCCCGAGGUUUUAAGGAUCAGAUAUAUGAUAUAUUCCAGCUGCUGCCAUCUAAGAUUCAAGUGGGUGUUUUCUCAGCCACAAUGCCUCCUGAGGCCCUUGAGAUCACGAGGAAGUUCAUGAACAAACCUGUGAGGAUCCUUGUGAAACGGGAUGAGCUCACCUUGGAGGGUAUAAAGCAGUUUUAUGUCAAUGUUGAGAAAGAGGAAUGGAAGCUGGACACCCUCUGUGAUCUUUAUGAGACGUUAGCAAUCACCCAGAGUGUCAUUUUUGUGAACACCAGAAGGAAAGUUGAUUGGUUGACUGACAAAAUGAGAAGCCGUGACCACACUGUUUCAGCAACCCAUGGAGACAUGGACCAGAAUACCAGGGACAUUAUUAUGCGUGAAUUCCGAUCUGGUUCUUCCCGUGUCUUGAUUACUACUGAUCUUUUGGCCCGUGGUAUCGAUGUCCAACAAGUGUCACUAGUUAUAAAUUAUGAUCUCCCUACACAGCCUGAGAACUAUCUGCAUCGUAUUGGUCGUAGUGGAAGGUUUGGCAGGAAGGGUGUGGCUAUCAACUUUGUCACAAAGGAUGACGAUAAAAUGCUGUUUGACAUCCAGAAGUUUUAUAACGUGGUUGUUGAGGAGCUGCCUUCAAAUGUUGCUGAGCUCCUUUAAUCAGAUUUUGUCCUCCAUGGUAUUUAGAUGAAAUUAGUUUGCGUUUGGAAAAAUGUUAUGUAAUGUUUCUCUACCCCCUCCCCUCCCAACUCCUUUCGUGGCACUUCUUCUCUGAAACUUUGUUUAAUAGGCUUAGUUUUUAAUUUAUGACUUGCUUUGUGGAAACCCAUUAUUGGCCCAAUUGGUGUAUUGGAUGUUUUUGCACAUUUUUCUAGGCAACUUUUCUGUCUUUUAGUUUUUACUAAAUUUUAGAAUUGCUUGAUGAUAUUUUCUUUUCA